UUCAGUUUAUGGUACAAACAGGGUGUCCCCGGUAUACACCAAUUGGAACCAUUGAUGUUCAAASCGGGUUAUCUUCACGAAACAUGGCUCAGYCGACGCCAGAAAUUUGGUCCCAUCUAUGGCUAUCACGAACUGUUCCGAUCGGUUCUGGUUGUCAACGAACCCGACGUAAUUCGUGAAGUUUUUGUCAAACAUUUUGACAACUUUUCCAGUCAUAAGCGCCGUGUGUUCGGCGACGAUGUCUUUGACCACAAUCUGUUCAAUUUGAUUGGUGACGACAGUUGGAAACGGAUCCGUGAUCUUUGUUCGCCAGCUUUUACUUCAUCUAAACUCAAAGCUAUGACGGCAUCAAUACAAGAGAUCAGUAAYAGUUGUAUCGAUAAUAUUAACAAACARUUUGCUAAACAAAAUAAAGAUUGUAAGUCCAUUGAAUUGGAUAUGCGAUUACCGAUAUCGGCCUACAUUAUGGAUGUUAUUAAUAGUGUAGCCUUCGGUAUUAAAACCGAUGCACUGGACAAUCCGGAUCACCCGAUGGUCAAGUAUGGCCGUAAGGUGUUUGACAUAAAGUUCAGUUUCACAAAUAUUAUGUCAGUGUUUUUCCCGAGACUGGCCAAACUUAUGGGCUUACAGUUGUUUGAUGCCGAAGCCAUAGGCUUUUUCAAAAAUCURACCAAUCGAUUGGUCAAAGAGAGACGUAAUGAUAGCUCAGGUGUUAAGCGCACUGAUUUUCUGCAAAUGAUGAUAGACGCUAAUAACAGAGAUAGUAAUGAUUUAGCUAACGGUGCGACUAAUGAUAAAUAUAAUAAACAGGAUGUCUAUGAAUAUGACGAUAAGGACAAUGCAUUGGCACUAAAAUCAUUGAAAAAUAAUCACAAGUYGUUGUCAACUAUUGAGAUGACGGCCCAGUGUUUACUAUUUUUCACAGCAGGUAUGGACAGUACUGGUGGAGCACUGUCGCAUAUAYUCUACUAUUUGGCCAAACAUCAGGACGUUCAACAAAAACUGUUAGACGAGCUCAGGGAUGUCCGUGACUACAGUAUCGAGUCGUUGCAAGCGCUCGAGUAUUUGAAUGCCGUAAUCAAUGAAACAUUAAGACUGGCACCACCUAUAUUGGGCACUGAACGGGUGGCCAUAAAAGAUAUUACUAUUAACGACAUUUAUAUACCUGCUGGAACUGUAGUCUGGGUGACAUCCUAUGCCCUGCAUCGCGACAGUCGUUUUUGGUCAGAGCCUGAUCUGUUCAAACCUGAAAGAUUUUUGGGAAACRUUAAACCCUAUCCAUACAGUUUGAUGCCAUUUGGUGCCGGACCACGACUUUGCUUAGGCAUGAGAUUUGCAUUAAUUGAAAUUCGCAUAAUUGUUGCGAAAUUAGUGCAAAAUUUUCAACUAAAACUCAAUUCACAAACACAGCUUGAAUAUCGCACUCAUAACGCAUUUUUCUCGCCAAAACAAUUAGUGCUAACUAUUGAAAAGCGUUAAAAACUUUUUUUUAAUCAUAAUU
This is a messenger RNA of Oppia nitens, 1501 nucleotides long. RefSeq names its product cytochrome P450 3A8-like. Lineage: Eukaryota; Metazoa; Arthropoda; Arachnida; Sarcoptiformes; Oppiidae. Gene Ontology annotation, molecular function: oxidoreductase activity, acting on paired donors, with incorporation or reduction of molecular oxygen; steroid hydroxylase activity; iron ion binding. The coding region runs from base 55 to 1479 and encodes 474 amino acids. The record is from RefSeq and is a predicted model, not a curated record. The transcript is spliced from 4 exons.